ACAAUAUUCACUUCAUUCAACCUUUUUCUGCUACUGAUUCCUUCGUCUUCUUUAAAGCAUAAUUAAAUCAAUAGAGUCAUCAAUGGAGGUCGCCAUGAAGAACACCCAAAACAUGUUAUCGAAGAUCGCAACCAACGACGGACAUGGUGAAAACUCUCCCUAUUUCGACGGUUGGAAGGCGUACGACGCCAAUCCCUUCCACUCUCAACACAAUCCCGCCGGCGUUAUUCAAAUGGGUCUUGCCGAGAAUAUGCUUUGUUUUGAUUUGAUCCAAGAAUGGAUUCAAGCGAACCCGACUGCUUCAAUAUGUACCCCACAGGGAGCUUCGGAUUUUAAAGAGACUGCCAUUUUUCAAGACUACCAUGGCUUGCCGGAGUUCAGAAACUCCAUUGCUAAUUUCAUGAGCCGAGUUCGAGGAAACCGUGUGACAUUUGACCCUGACCGCAUUGUGAUGAGUGGUGGCGCCACCGGAGCUCAUGAAACGCUGGCUUUCUGUUUAGCAAAUCCCGGCGAAGCAUUCUUAGUUCCCACCCCUUAUUAUCCAGGGUUCGAUCGAGAUUUGGGAUGGCGAACUGGAGUCAAGCUUUUACCGGUGGUUUGUGAAAGCUCAAAUAACUUCAAGAUCACCUCAGAAGCUCUCGAAACUGCCUACGAGAAUGCAAAACUAGCCAACAUUAAAGUCAAAGGGCUGUUAAUAACAAACCCAUCAAACCCAUUGGGAACUUUCCUCGACAGGGAAACCUUAAAAGAUCUAGUGACUUUCAUCACCGACAAGAACAUCCACCUCAUAUGCGACGAGAUCUAUGCCGGCACAGUCACCAAAGGUGAUGAAUUCAUUAGCAUUGCAGAAAUCAUAAAAGAAGAGCCCAAAUGCAACCUGGACUUGAUUCAUAUCGUUUAUAGUCUCUCAAAAGACAUGGGAUUCCCCGGGUUUAGAGUCGGAAUCGUAUAUUCCUACAACAACAAUGUCGUCAACAUCGCUCGUAAAAUGUCGAGCUUCGGGCUGGUUUCGACUCAAACCCAACACAUGCUCGCCUCCAUGCUAUUGGACAAUAAGUUUGUUGACAACUUUAUAUCCGAGAGCCGAAUCAGGCUAGCCCACAGGCACGAUAUGUUUACCCGUGGGCUAGCCCAGGUCGGAAUCGGGAGCUUGGAAAGCAACGCGGGCUUGUUCUUUUGGAUGGAUUUACGUCGAUUCCUAAAAGAGCCAACUUUUGAAUCUGAAAUGACAUUCUGGCGGACUAUAAUAUGUGACAUUAAGUUGAAUGUCUCACCAGGCUCAUCAUUCCACUGCUCUGAGCCUGGCUGGUUCCGUGUUUGUUUUGCAAACAUGGACGAUGAGACCACUAUGAUCGCGUUAAGAAGGAUUAAGACGUUUGUGCUAAAGAACAAGAUGCUCGAGAUCAAGACCAUGAGACCUUGUUGGCAAAACAAUCAACAUUUCAGGUUAUCAUCACGAAGGCUUGACGAUAUGUUGACUCCUCACCGGAUGUCACCUCAUUCCCCGCUUGCCUCGCCGUUGGUGCGGGCGCAUAAUUAGACCAGCAUGCGUUGUUGAUGCAUUAAGUACAAUAGAUGCAAGCAAGGUUUUUGACAUAAAGAGUGUAAGGGUAUAGAAGUGUGAGAAUUGUAUAGUCUCUAUGACAUAAUUAUUUGUUGCAUGACAUGACCUAUUGUGU
Molecule: messenger RNA, 1679 nt
Organism: Lactuca virosa
Lineage: Eukaryota; Viridiplantae; Streptophyta; Magnoliopsida; Asterales; Asteraceae
Source: the annotation of a GenBank genome assembly